Messenger RNA from Arabis nemorensis, 444 nucleotides. Lineage: Eukaryota; Viridiplantae; Streptophyta; Magnoliopsida; Brassicales; Brassicaceae. The record is from the annotation of a GenBank genome assembly.
AUGUUCUAUUGUCUCUGUAUCUACGGCUACCUCGGGGUUUUUGACCCGACUAGAGCAACGUGGAAUAUUCUUCCAGUGAAACCUUGUCCCGCAUUUCGUCAGCUAGGUUUCGGUGUGCCAGUGUUGAUGACAGAGCAUGAAGGAGGCAUCUUUGUUAUUUUGACAUGCUACAGCAAGAAGCCGUCUGUGUUUAGACUAAAUCUUAAGAGAAAUGUAUGGGAAGAGACGAGAGAACUCGGUGGGUUGACAGUAUUCGCAAGUCGCCAUGUCUCUCUUACAAGAGCUGGUCUCCCCUCGGAGAUGAGGAACAGAAUAUAUACAUCGCAUUACGGGCCACAUGACAUGUACUACUACUCUCUUGGUGAUGAGCAAAGCUCACGUCCCCCUCCAAUGUUUCCAUACGGCAGCGUUUGGGUUGAUCCACCUCACAACAUUAAUUUGUGA